AUGUUAGAGUCGAACGAUAACAUCCCUGAUAAUAUAAUACUUCUUUUAUAUCUAGAGAUAACUAUCAUGACCCAAUUCAUGACAAGAAAGUUUAGUAAAAAAUUUUUGUUUAUUUUCCGCCCAAGAUUUGAUAUUUUUUACAAAAGAAAAUAUUUAAUUUAA
This is a messenger RNA of Vairimorpha ceranae, 162 nucleotides long. RefSeq lists its product as hypothetical. Lineage: Eukaryota; Fungi; Microsporidia; Nosematidae. Bases 1 to 162 code for a protein of 53 amino acids. The record is from RefSeq and is a predicted model, not a curated record. The transcript has a single exon.